Messenger RNA from Zymoseptoria tritici IPO323, 2058 nucleotides. RefSeq lists its product as uncharacterized. Gene Ontology annotation, molecular function: spermidine transmembrane transporter activity; urea transmembrane transporter activity; putrescine transmembrane transporter activity. The annotation marks the transcript as partial. Gene Ontology annotation, cellular component: plasma membrane. NCBI's taxonomy places the organism in Eukaryota, Fungi, Ascomycota, Dothideomycetes, Mycosphaerellales, Mycosphaerellaceae. The record is from RefSeq and is a predicted model, not a curated record. Gene Ontology annotation, biological process: putrescine transport; urea transmembrane transport; spermidine transport. The transcript has 4 exons.
UAUGGCAUGAUUCUCGGCAUCAGUGCCUUCUUCGCACUCUUCAUGAUCUGCAUCACGUGGAGCUUAAAAAGAUACAGCCACGAGCUGCAGACCGCCGAGAUGUUCACGACGGCGGGUCGAUCAUUGAAGUCCGGUCUAGUCGCGAGUUCAGUCGUCUCCACCUGGACAUGGGCAGCGACUCUCCUCCAAAGCACUGGCGUUGCAUAUCGAUAUGCAACUGUCUCGGGUCCAUUCUGGUAUGCUGCUGGUGCAACGGUCCAGAUCAUCCUCUUCGCGACGCUGGCCGUCGAGCUCAAGCGAAGAGCACCAAAUGCACAUACCUUCCUGGAGCUCGUCAAAGCGAGAUACGGACCUGCUACCCACGGCGUCUUCAUCGUCUUCUGCUGCUUCACCAACAUCCUCGUCACGGUAAUGCUCUUGACUGGAGGCGCGGCGGUCACCGAGAACCUCACCGGAGUUCCAACAGUGGCCACUGUCUUUCUCUUUCCACUCGGCAUUGUCGUUUUCACCCUGUUCGGCGGCAUCAAAGCGACGUUCAUCACGGACUACUGGAACGCUUUAGUGAUCAUCAUCAUCAUCGUGUUCAUCUUCGCCUUCGUUGUCUACACGACGAACACGAUUCUCGGCUCUCCUCGCCGCGUAUGGGAGAUCUUGACGGAGAUCGCUGCCGAGCGACCUCUUAAAGGCAAUGCUGGCGGUAGCUAUCUGACCAUGAAAUCACACGGCGGCGCUGAGUUCUUCGUCAUCAACAUCGUGGGCAACUUUGCUACUGUCUUCCUCGACAAUGGCUACUGGAACAAGACCAUCUCUGCGUCGCCGGUCGAUGCUUUACCUGGAUAUAUUAUGGGUGCACUGAGUUGGUUUGCGAUUCCCUGGCUUACUGCUACAACGAUGGGACUGGCUGGACUGUGUCUUGAGCGGUACGAUGUCUGGCCAACGUGGCCGGAACGGAUGUCCGACGCGGAUGUUACUGCUGGGCUUGUGCUACCCAACACUGCUGUCGUCGUGCUUGGUCGAGGAGGAGCUGUUGCGACAUUGCUGCUUGCUUUCAUGGCCAUCAUGAGCACAUAUUCGUCUGAGCUCAUUUCCGUCUCCUCGAUUGCGACCUACGACAUAUACAAGAUGUACUUCUGGUCGAACGCGCCCGGCAAAGCUUUGAUGCGGAUGAACUACAUCGUCAUGUCGAUCUUCGCAUUGUUCAUGGCUGGAUUUGCAACCACUGACAUUGCGCACCAGGCAACAAUGCUCUACUACAUCGGCGUCUCGAUGGGCUAUCUCUACCUUCUCAUGGGCGUCAUGCUGUCCUCAUGUGUCAUUCCCGCGACCCUCACUCUCGUCUGGGCGGAUCAAUCCUGGGCCGCCGCAACUUUCUCGCCGCCACUGGGGUUCAUCUGCUCUGUCACAUCCUGGCUAGUGACUACACAAGUCACCUACGGCGAGCUGACCGUGGAAACGACAGGUCUGAACACACCGAUGCUGGUCGGAAACGUCGUUGCUCUCCUCUCGCCGCUGAUUUUCAUCCCCAUCCUGACUUACGUUCCGCCGUUCAAGCCGCAGAGAUACGACUGGCAGUCCAUGCUCGACAUUCGUGUCACGACAGACGACGAUCCCAUCGUCGCAGCAGAUGUCGACACGGAGAAGUUCGUCGGCGAAUCUGCGCCGCCUGCUCCCACGCCUGGCCAAGGUCUACAGGAAAAAGCCAAGCUGGACAAGAUGGCCAAGCUCGCCCGCUGGCUAUGCAUCUGCCUGGCACUCUGUCUCCUGAUUGUAUGGCCCAUGCCGCUCUUCGGAAGCGGCUACAUCUUCUCUGUGAAGUUCUUCACAGGCUGGGUCGUGGUUGGGAUCAUCUGGCUGUUCGUCUCGUGCACGAUGGUCGUGUUCUUGCCCCUGUUGGAGUCGAGGAAGACGAUUGUCAGGACGUCGAGGGCUAUUCUGAAAGACUUGAUGGGAAUAGGUCAAGCGAGGGCAGGCGUUGUUGAGGGAGAGGUUGCCCCUGGAUCAGGCAUGAUGACACCGGUGGAGGGAUUAGAGAAGGUUGGUGGUAAGGAUGUCAGGUAA